Esox lucius (northern pike) is the source of this 7716-nucleotide messenger RNA. RefSeq names its product neurexin-3b. The transcript is spliced from 27 exons. The record is from RefSeq and is a predicted model, not a curated record. NCBI's taxonomy places the organism in Eukaryota, Metazoa, Chordata, Actinopteri, Esociformes, Esocidae. The coding region runs from base 738 to 5882 and encodes 1714 amino acids.
CUGAACAGAGAGAGCGGCUCUGAGAGAGGCGCGUUCACAGAAAAAGCCAAGCUCGAGACGAGAAAAGAGAGAGAGAGAAAGAGGGAGAGAGUAUCUGUUCAGCACUACUAUGCUUCACUGGUAAUAACCUUCUCAUCACCUCAUCAUCACCAUCUGCAUCAGGAGCCUAUUUACUGAUGUGUUAAAAAACAAAUUGCGCUUUGCUAUACAUGGAACUUUAUUUUGGAUUACUGGAAUAUUGUUUUGAUCUACUUUAGAGCAAUAAAGUCUGCUGUUUUGCAUUCAACAGAACUGUAAAGCCUGAAACUGGACUGGAACCUACAUUACAGUACCAUGGGGCAUGGCUGUGGAUCUGAAGCCAAGAUGGCCGCAGUGUGUUUUAACCCUUGCAGUCGCCUCAAAGGAAACUCAUCUAAUGGGUCUCUGUAUCACUGACAGAGUACACUAAGAAACGAUAUUGCCUACUUAGUAGGAAUAUAGAUAUUUACUCUCUGUCACCUGCUGCUCGGACUUGGAUUUAUAUGGACUCUCAUCCUUCAGUGACCGCCACAACCUCUCUUCGCUGGAAUCAAGAGGAAAUCGUGUCAUCUUCCUGACUGGAACAUCGUAUAUGGGGGAAAUCCUUUGAAUGAAUCAGUUUGGAACAAAAGACUCCUGAUGAUAUUAUCAAUCGUGUGACAUAUCCCCUCCAACCGUAAACCCUACUGCCACAGUCUAGCCUGAAUAUUGUGUCUACAAUGAGUCCCGUUAGUUUCCCUCAGCGUGCGCUCAUGCUGCUGAGUGCUCUGUUUGGCCUAAGUCACGGGUUGGAGUUCACGGGCUCCGAGGGUCAGUGGGCCCGUUACCUCCGCUGGGACGCCAGCACCAGAAGUGACCUCAACUUCCAGUUCAAAACAGCCGUGUCUGACGCCCUGAUCCUCUACUUCGACGACGGCGGCUACUGCGACUUCCUGCUCCUCGAGGUCACCGGCGGGAAACUUCAGCUCCGCUUUAGCGUCGACUGCGCCGAGACAGCCGUGACCUCAGAGAAACCGGUCGACGACAGCCGCUGGCACUUCGUUACGGUCAGCCGACACAACCUCAGAACGGGCCUGGCCCUGGAUGGGCAGGCCAGGGUGGGCGAGGUCCGACCGCAGCGACAGUUCAUGAAGAUUGUCAGCGAUCUUUUCCUCGGAGGAGUGCCGGGAGACGUUAGGAUCUCGGCCAUUACCCUGCCGACGGUUAGAGAGCUGCCGCCGUUCAAAGGAAUUAUCACGGAGCUGAAUUAUGGGAACAAGGUUCCCAUGCUGAUCAACAGUCAGAAGGUGCGCCUGGAGAUGAUGGGGCUCUGCACGGAGAACCCGUGUGAGAACGGAGGUCACUGCUCAGUGGCUGAUGGGGAACCGUACUGUGACUGCUCCAAAACUGGAUACACCGGAAGGACCUGCAGUGAAGAAGCCAUUCAGAGGAAACCAGGCCUCGCGCAUCUGAAAGCAUCCGAGUCAGGUAGAAACAAAGCGAGGGAGGAGAACGUGGCGACGUUCCGUGGUUCUGAGUACUUCUGCUACGACCUCUCUCAGAACCCCAUCCAGUCGUCGAGCGACGAGAUCACGCUCUCCUUCAAGACGUGGCAGAGGAACGGCCUCUUGCUCCACACGGGGAAGUCGGCCGACUACGUCAACCUGGCCCUCAAGGAUGGGGCGGUGAGCCUGGUCAUCAACCUGGGCUCCGGGGCGUUCGAGGCCAUUGUGGAGCCCGUCAACGGGAAGUUCAAUGACAACGCCUGGCACGACAUCAAGGUCACGCGUAACCUCCGACAGCAAUCAGGCAUUGGACUCGCUAUGGUGACUAUCUCCGUGGACGGGAUCCUCACCACGACAGGGUACACCCAGGAAGACUACACCAUGCUGGGGUCAGAUGACUUCUUCUACGUGGGCGGGAGUCCUAGUACUGCUGAUCUGCCUGGUUCUCCCGUCAGCAACAACUUCAUGGGCUGCCUAAAAGAGGUGGUCUAUAAGAACAAUGACAUCCGCCUGGAACUCUCCCGCCUGGCCCGCAUCGUGGACCCCAAGAUGAAGCUGCAGGGGGACGUUGUGUUUAAGUGUGAGAAUGUGCCCACCCUGGACCCCAUCAACUUUGAAAGCCCAGAAUCCUACCUCAGCCUGCCCAAGUGGAACACCAAGAGGGUGGGCUCCAUUUCGUUUGACUUCAGGACCUCCGAACCCAACGGACUGAUACUGUUCACCCACGGCAAGGCCCAGGAUCGACGGGAUGGGGCCGGGAAGAAGAACAACAAGGUGGACUUUUUUGCCGUGGAGCUGCUGGAUGGAGGGCUGUAUCUGCUGCUGGACAUGGGCUCGGGAACCAUCAAGGUCAAAGCCACUCAGAACAAGGUGAACGACGGAGCCUGGCACCAUGUGGACAUACAGAGGGAUGGACGCUCAGGAAUCAUCUCUGUAGACAGUCGUCGUACCCCGUUCACUGCCAGCGGAGAGAACGAGAUCUUAGACCUGGAGGGAGACCUUUACCUGGGUGGUCUCCCUGACAACCGUUUAGGCCUGGUUCUGCCGACCGAACUGUGGACAGCCAUGUUGAACUACGGCUAUGUGGGUUGCAUCCGGGACCUCUUCAUCGACGGACGCUCCAAAAACAUCAGGGCCAUCUCUGAGUCCCAGAACACCACCGGCAUCCGACCCAUCUGUAGUAAAUACACAGGGAAACAGUGUGAUAGCAACCCGUGUAAGAAUAACGGAGUGUGUCAGGAGGGGUGGAACCGCUUCAUCUGUGACUGCACUGGGACUGGAUUCUGGGCCGCCACGUGUGAGCGAGAGGCCUCCAUCCUGAGCUACGACGGCAGCAUGUACAUGAAGGUGGUGAUGCCCAACGUGAUGCACACGGAGGCCGAGGACGUCUCACUCCGCUUCAUGUCCCAGCGUGCAUUUGGGCUCCUAAUGGCUGCUACCUCCCGGGACUCCGCUGACACGCUCCGCCUGGAGCUCGACAGCGGCCGGGUCAAGCUCACGGUCAACUUAGACUGUGUCAGGAUUAACUGUAACACCAGCAAGGGACCAGAGACUCUGUAUGCGGGCCAAAAGCUUAAUGAUAAUGACUGGCACUCAGUCAGAGUUGUCCGACGUGGUAAAAACUUCAAACUGACGGUUGAUGACGACAUGGCUGAAGAUCAGAUGUUGGGUGACCAUACCCGUCUGGAGUUCCACAAUGUUGAGACAGGGAUUCUGACAGAGAGACGUUUCGUCUCCUCCUCCCCCUCCUCCUUCAUUGGACACCUGCAGGGCCUGAAGUUCAACGGCAUGUUCUACAUCGACAUGUGCAAGAAUGGCGACAUUGACUACUGUGAGCUUAACGCCCGUUUCGGCAUGCGCUCCAUCAUCGCCGACCCGGUGACCUUCAAGACCAAGGGCAGCUACCUCGGCCUGGCCACGCUGCAGGCCUACACCACCAUGCACAUGUUCUUCCAGUUCAAGACCACCUCCCCGGACGGCUUCAUAUUCUUCAACAGCGGCGACGGAAACGACUUCAUCGCCGUGGAGCUGGUCAAAGGGUUUGUCCACUACGUGUUCGACCUGGGGAACGGGCCCAGUCUCCUGAAGGGCAACAGUGACAGUCCCCUGAACGACAACCAGUGGCACAACGUGGUGAUCACCAGGGACGCCAGCAACACCCACACCCUGAAGGUGGACACCAAGUCGGUCACGCAGAACGUCAACGGAGCCAAGAACCUCGACCUCAAAGGGGAUCUGUUUGUGGCAGGGCUGGGGCCCAACAUGUACCAGAAUCUUCCUAAGCUGGUGGUCUCCAGGGAGGGCUUCCAAGGCUGUCUGGCGUCUGUAGAUCUCAACGGCCGUCUGCCCGACCUCAUCAAUGAUGCCUUGUUCCGCUCCGGUCAGAUCGAACGCGGAUGCGAAGUUGGUUUCACCAAAGCCAACCUGCAAGGACCCAGCACUACGUGUCAGGACGACUCCUGUGCCAACAUGGGCGUUUGUAUCCAACAGUGGGAGAACUUCACCUGUGACUGCUCCAUGACCUCCUACACAGGGACACAGUGCAAUGACCCUGGUACCACCUAUAUAUUCGGUAAGGGCGGAGGUUUGAUCACCUACACGUGGCCCAACAACGAGAGGCCUAGCACGCGUACGGACCGGCUGGCCGUGGGCUUCAGCACCACGAUCCAGGACGGCAUCCUGGUCCGCAUCGACAGCGCCCCGCGGCUCGGGGACUACAUCAUGCUGCACAUCACGGAAGGCAAGGUGGGCGUGACGUUCAACAUUGGGACUGUGGACAUCAGCGUAAAGGAGGUAACCACGGCGAUCAACGAUGGGAAGUACCACCUGGUUCGCUUCACCAGAAACGGGGGCAACGCCACUCUGCAGGUGGACAGCUGGCCAAUCAAUGAGCACUUCCCCACAGGAUCAAGCGACGUUGAACGCUAUCAAAUGGCUAAUAAGAAAAUCCCAUUCAAUUAUAAGAGGCCGGUAGAAGAUUGGCUACAGGAGAAAGGCCGGCAGCUCACCAUCUUCAACACCCAGGCAACAAUCUCUAUAGGAGGUAACGACCGCAAACGCCCUUACCAGGGCCAGCUGUCUGGCCUCUACUACAACGGCCUCAAGGUCCUCAAUAUGGCCGCCGAAGGCCACGCCAACAUCAAGGUGAACGGGAGCGUGCGUUUGGUGGGGGAUGUACCCACCAGUAGGGGUGCUGCCCGCACCACCACCUCUGUUCCACCCGAGAUGUCUACUACCUUUAUAGAGACCACCACCACACUGUCUACAACCACCACCAGGAAGCAGAGAUCCCCUCCAACCAUUCAGACAACGGAUGACAUCGUGUCGUCGGCGGAGUGCUCCAGCGAUGACGAGGACCUGGAGGAGUGUGAUUCCGGACACGCAGGUGGGAUGGGAGGGGAGUUAGUCAUUCCCGUACUUGUAGAGGAUCCCAUAGACAUCCCUCCUGUCUCCACCCGUUCCCCCUUCAUACCCCUCCCCCCAACCCUCCGACCCGUCCUCACCAUUAUCGAGACCACCAAAGAGUCCCUGGCCAUGGCCACUGAGGCGGGGGUACCUUGCUUGCCGGACCGAGGCAGUGAUGAUUGUGAUGAUGGUGAUGAUGGUCUUGAUGGUGAUGGUGAUGAUGAUGAUGGCAUGGUGAUAUCGGGGUUUGGCUCUGGCGAAGCUUUCGACUCUAGCCUGCCCCCCACUGACGAUGAAGAUUUUUACACCACCUUCUCCCUGGUAACAGAUAAGAUCUUGACUACGUCGGCCUAUGAAGGUGGCUACAAAGCUCUCGCGCCAAAGUGGGAGGCCAAGGACUUAAGGCCUAGUAAAGCCUCAGAGGCAGGUAGGACUACACCCACACCAUCUCAACCCGACCUCAGGGCCACUGUAGUGGACACGUCCCUCCCCUCGGACGGCACGCCACCCAAACUUCCCGCCGGGAAAAUGAACAACCGCGAGGUGAUCAAACCCCUACAGCCGGACGUGGUCCUGCUGCCUCUGCCCACCGCUUCCUUCGACCUGGACGGCACCAAGCCCCGCGGGCCGCUCAUUACGUCGCCCAUGCUGCGCUCGGUGCCUGCCGCGCUGCCCACCGUGCCCGUGGUGAGGCGGGUGCCCCCGGGGGCCUCCGAGGUGAUCCGGGAAUCCAGCAGCACGACGGGCAUGGUGGUAGGUAUCGUCUCAGCUGCGGCCCUCUGCAUCCUCAUCCUUCUUUACGCCAUGUACAAGUACAGGAACAGAGACGAAGGCUCCUACCAGGUAGACGAGACUCGCAAUUACAUAAGCAACUCAGCGCAGACCAACGGCGCUGUGGUGAAAGACAAAGCACCCAGCGGGGGCGGAGCCGGCAGCAAAAGACCCAAAGACAAGGACAAGGAGUACUAUGUAUAGAGAAAAAAAGAGAGAAAAUCUACCAUUCCCACACACACACACACAAACACACAAAUAUUCAAAAACUGUUUGGAAAAAACAUUUGACAGUACCAUAUUGGGAGCUGCAAUUUAAAAAGGAAAAACUGAAAACCCUCUGGUGAGAACUCUAAGUGAAUGAGUCCAAGUUGAAACAUUUUCAAAUGUACUGUGACCUAGAAGCACACUUAUUAUGAUAAGCAUCCAGAGGAGCAAGCUGCUAUGUACACCUCUAUAACACACCUUGUUGUUGCCAGGUGACGUAGCUCUGCCCAGAGACGUUGCCAGAGGUUUGGCAGUGUAAGAUAUUUUACUGUUACAUCGCUAUCCCUCCCAAGUGACUGUCCGAGAUGAUUUUUUUUUUUUGUCUUUUAAUUUUUUUUUUGGCGUAAACAACCUUGUCCAUUGUAACCCUGUAAAGAAACGAAAACAAAUCUACCAUCAUUUGGGCCAUUCUGAGCAUGCAUGUGGGAUGUAUGUGACAUGGUGCUGGCGUCUGUAAGGGGCCAGAAGAUAAAAACAUAAAUAGCAUUAACAUGGUACAUUUCUAAACCUAGCAAUGGUAUUAGGGAAGAAGGUGUGCGUGUGUGACAGCUAAGGUGUCUUUUUUUCCAGCCCGAUGCGUUUUAAGGGAUGAGAUGUUGUCAGGGCUGACCAGACAGUGCUCAAUGAAUUGUAGUGCAGCAAUGUAUCUACAUUCUUUAUUUCCACCCCCUCUCCCGGUCUCAAGUAAGGAUUCGACUGCUAUGCAUGACGUCCACAAUCACGAUGGCAUUCGGCCAUGCUAAAGUGGAUGCACCAGGCAAAAUGCUAUGUUUUAAAAAAAAAUAUGUUUUCCAGAACUUAGAUCCUGAUAGCAUUUUUAUUUCAGUGUAUUCUGUUUUCCAUAGACCACUGAUUCAGUUAUUUGUUCCAUUCGGUUUGUUUUAUUUCUCAUGAAUUCUGAGUUUUCUGGUGCAGUAUUGAAAACACUGUGGCUAAAGGGGACUUUAGUGAUAUGUUGGUAUUUCCAUCUGUUGUCAAAACAAGACAUGUUUACAUACUUUAUUACAUCAUAGCCAUCUGACUUUGGCAGGUCAAUAUUCCACAUAACAUUUAAGUUUCUGUUGUUUUUUUUUUAUUAUUGUAUUUCACAGACAGAUGAGCUGAUUUAAUUCUCAAUAUCCUCCAUGACAAAAAUCAACCACUUUUUAUGUUGGCUAAAACUGCUGAUAAGGCAUUUUUUGUAAUGAAAGGAAAAUGUUAGAUUUAGAAAAUCAAGUCUUUGGAUGGUGUUUCUAAAACGCAUGAGUAUUUGACCACUGGAAGAUGUCAAUCAAUUAGAAAAAAAGCCCUCCCCAGUAUUGUACCAGGGCCUCCUGAUGCUGGAUUACUUUGGUUGUAAUUUUUUAGAUAAAAACAGUGAAGAGAAACCUGAUAAUAAAGAAAGAAUCUGAUGGAUUUCUAAGACCCAGUGCUGGCACCUUACUAAGAUACAGGAUAAAUAUAUAUAUCUUUUUUUUUACUGUGAUCUUGUAUUUGUUACUUCUUUUCUGUUUUGCUGUUCUUUUACAUUUACGUUCCUCCCCUUAUUGUGCAGUUUUCAUUUGAAGUCUUAUCAUUUGUAUGACAGUUUGUGCUGGCAUUUUUUUGUAAUUUAUUUAUUACUUAAUUUACUUGAUUCUUGUUCUGUUUGCAUUCUAAGCAAAUCUAAAGUCGGUGUGCACAUUCAUUUUGAUUUUGUGUUACUACAGCUUUACAACCCAUUACGUAACUGUUUUUGCUCCUUUGACUCCAGGCAAAUCCCAGCAAUAAAAAGUUCUUCCCAAAGUUUUCAA